CCACAGAAACAGAUCGAAAACCAUGCUUAUCUGGCCAUAAACAUGCUAUAAGGGAGAAAACAACUUGGUAAGGUAUUAGGUUUUUAUAAGCUAAUGCUGUGUGGUCGGUUUGAAAUUAUACCUUCAUUCAGUUGUUUUUCUAACUAUUCCGUUGCGGAUUUGAUUUUGGCUUGCGCUGCAUGAAUGUUUAAACUGUGGAUGGGUUUCUUAAGGUUGUUAGGAAAGAGAAGUAAGAGAAACAAGGUGUUGUUGAUGACUUGAUGGUCAGGUAACUCUGAAUAGAUGUUCUGGAAUAGUAGGUGCUGCAGCUAAUAAAAGACGUUUCUCUAGUUCCAUGUGCAUUAUAAUUUGUGGAAAUCACAUGUAUUUGGCUAAUUUUUAGCUAUUUGUUUCAGUAUAACCUGUUGAGUAGUGUCUUUGUUUCUAGGUAAGUUGUUGAGAAGUGUCCCUGUAUUGCUUUGAAGAAAUAGAAGCUCCAAUGAAGUAUAUCUAUGUUCUAGUGUUUCUUGUAAUUUUGGGCAUUGUUGGGUUCAAUGGGGUAGAUGGAGAAGGUGCAUGUGGGAAACAUAACAUUGAGAAGGAAGCUGAGAAGCUGUCUCCUUGUUACAAUAGCAGUACAAGAUGUGAAAGCUCCAGUUCCAACCAUUGCUGCACUGUAAUGGAGAAAAAGCUCAAGAAUAUAAGCUACCUUUGUGCUAUUAUGCUUUCUCGUACAGCAGACAAUGCUAGAAUCAAGCCGCAAGUUGCCGUGACCCUUCUAAAACGCUGCAACAUUGCUGUUCGUCCUGUUGAUCACAAGUGUGGAGCUUUCCUACUGAUCUAGGUGUGAAGACUCCCAUGGUGCGACUUCCUGUAUUACUACUUGGUAUGAGCUAUAUCAGUGUUCCGGGUUUUGUCAUUGUUGCUAGUCAUUCUAGUUGAUGAGUUUCACUGUGACAUUCAGCCGUUUGAGUAAUAAAUAAACUGUUGUAUUUUUGAAAAACAAAUAAAAGUUUUAGUUUCCUUGAGCAAAACCGAAUAAAAGGUUAGUUGUCUUUGCAAAACAUUUGCUUCUUGUUGCUCUGCUCAAUAACCAUUUUCUCUGAUUCAUGCUGUAAAUAGGCUCAAUAUUGGAGAGGAUCACUUGAAUUGAACAAUCUAACUGAUAUAUGGAAUGUUUAUAGGAUUUUGUUCAAUUAAUGAGGCUUGAAGUAUAAUUUCAUUUUGAAUUGAAUAAGCUUCUAAACUUGCCUUUGCUGAAGGAUUGGAUAAGCUAAAAGCACUUAGCUGUUCAGGUCUGGCAGUAAAGGAUAUAAAAAAAAAAAAAAUGCA
Molecule: messenger RNA, 1311 nt
Organism: Durio zibethinus
Lineage: Eukaryota; Viridiplantae; Streptophyta; Magnoliopsida; Malvales; Malvaceae
Biological process (GO): systemic acquired resistance
Molecular function (GO): fatty acid binding
Source: RefSeq, a predicted model, not a curated record